UUCUAAAUGUCACGGAUUUAUAGUCUCUUUAAUCUGUAACACAUAGUUAUUUUAGAAUUACCUAUUGUUCUUUUCUGUUUACAUUUUUGUUGAAUUCAAGAAGUAAACUUUUAAUUUGACUCAUUCGUUCAGUAAUUAUAAUUGUUUUAUUAUUGAAAUUUGUACCUAAUCCCGUUGAUUAUUUGUCAAGUAUUAUCUCAAUUACUUAAAGUACGAGAUGACCACAGCAGCUAGACCUACGUUUGAUCCAGCUAGAGGGGGCCAAGGCCGUGGUGAAAAAGAUUUGAGUGCCAUAUCUCGUCAGUAUUCUAGCAGAGAUCUUCCUGGCCAUACAAAAUUAAAAUAUCGAGAGCAAGGUCAAGGUACAACAGAAGAAUUACGUUCACGGGAUUUUCGUAAGGAGUUAGAUGACAGAGAAAAAGAAGGUAAGGGCCCAAGUGUAAGAAGACAGAACGAGCCUCCUGUAAAAAGAACUAAGAUAGACCAAGUUCCUGCAGCAAGUUUAGAUGCUGAUGAUCCACUGGAAGGAGAUUCUUCUGAUUCUGAUGACUCUGAUGAUGACACUGCAGCAUUAUUAGCAGAAUUAAACAAAAUUAAAAAAGAACGAGCCAUUGAACAAGCUAAGAAGGAUGCAGAGAAAAAACAAGAAGAAGAACGAAUACGUAUGGAGAAUAUCUUAUCUGGAAAUCCAUUAUUAAAUUAUUCGGCAUCAGGACAAAAAAAUGAUUUAAAGGUUAAAAGGCGAUGGGAUGACGAUGUGGUCUUUAAAAACUGUGCACAAUCAGAACCUGAGAAGAAACUAAAUACCUUUAUAAAUGAUUCACUGAGAUCUGAAUUUCAUAAAAAGUUUAUGGAGAAAUAUGUAAAAUAAUAACAAAGUAAUUAAGUGAUCAAUUAAAGUAACAAGGAUGUUAUGCAAGAUUAAAUUGCAUAAUAUUAUGACAUAAGUUUUCUUUUAUACUUUAGUCAUCAUAUUCAAUAUAUAAGUAAUAAAUAUUUUAUAAAGUAUAUAUAUGUUUAUAAUUGAAGUGUUAAAAGUGGACAACUUUAUAAGAAAUUUAAGGAUUUUUUUUAUACUAAAGUAAAUAAUUUUUUUACCUAUUUAAUGUAGUACAAAUAUAAUAAUAUCGCUCUAUAAAACAUGAAUUAUCAUAAUAAGCUACAUUAUUAUGAAUAAUAUUGAUUACAAGUCUGUAUACUAGAAGAAUAAUACCAUGCUGACCAGAAGGCA
Messenger RNA from Galleria mellonella (greater wax moth), 1231 nucleotides. It is a transcript of the gene c12.1, whose product is annotated as protein CWC15 homolog. The record is from RefSeq and is a predicted model, not a curated record. The transcript has 4 exons. NCBI's taxonomy places the organism in Eukaryota, Metazoa, Arthropoda, Insecta, Lepidoptera, Pyralidae. Gene Ontology annotation, cellular component: catalytic step 2 spliceosome. Bases 218 to 871 code for a protein of 217 amino acids. Gene Ontology annotation, molecular function: RNA binding. Gene Ontology annotation, biological process: mRNA cis splicing, via spliceosome.